Didymodactylos carnosus is the source of this 906-nucleotide messenger RNA. The record is from the annotation of a GenBank genome assembly. NCBI's taxonomy places the organism in Eukaryota, Metazoa, Rotifera, Eurotatoria, Philodinida, Philodinidae.
AUGAAUCACGAUCUAGACGGUCUAUUAGAAUUUUUACUUUAUGUUGGUCAAGCUAAACGUACAUUUCGUACGGGUUGGGUGUUACGAGGUGUGGAAAAGGUGGAAAGCGUUGCCGAUCAUAUGUAUCGUAUGGCCGUUAUGAGUCUAUUAUUACCAACCGUUUCAGAAGAAAGUAAAGUGAGAUGUAUGAAACUGGCAUUAGUUCAUGAUCUUAGUGAGAGUGUUGUCGGUGAUUUAACCGAAUUUGAUGGGGUACCAAAAACAGAAAAACGUCGCCGAGAAACAGAAGCUAUGUUAUAUCUAACUAGUUUAUUGCCCGCAGAUGUUGGGCGAGAAAUAUUUUCAUUAUUCAAUGAAUAUGCUGAUCAAAAAACAAAUGAAGCACUUUUAGUGAAAGAUUUAGAUAUAUUCGAUAUGCUAUUACAAGCUUAUGAAUAUGAAAAAUUACAGGAUGAACCAUUGUUUUUACAAGAUUUUUUUAAUAAUUCUGCUCAUAAUGUUAAAACAGAAAAUGUUCAACAUUGGCUUGGACAAUUAAUGGAUUGUAGAAACUCUGGAAAACAAUUUCAAUUACCAUCGGAUUCAAAUUUAAAUACAAUACUUAAACAUAUUUUAUAUGAUGAACAAGGUUAUUUCUUGUAUAAUUUACCUGGAAAUGAUUUACGAAGUAAAGCUGAUCGUAUUGCUGAUCAACGUAAACAACAACAAAAAGAGAAUUCAAGUGUUGAUACAACCGAAUUGUUAUCAAAUCUUGUUAAAGGUAUGCAAGCACAUGAAAUUAAUUGUGCAUCCACUAAUGAUACAACAACUGCAACGACUACCGAUUCGACAACUACAACAUCACAACAAAGACGAAAUAGUAGAAGAAAUUCUGAUGAACGAAAAAAAUUCAUACAUCAUAGAUAG